AAACAAGAUGUUAAAAUUGAAACGUUUGAUUCUCAGGAGUCCCGAACACAAAGGCGUCUUUAGUCGCUUCGACCUCGAGACAGUCGGCAUUGUCCUGCAACAAAGUUGGAAGAUUAAAAUGCCAAUAAGCGACUGGCUCGCUUUUCAUAUCGCUCACAUCACUGAAAUAUUUCUCAAUGACGUUGAGCGCUGCCUGGUACACCAGCUCAUUGUCAUGGUUCUGAAGCAACUCUAUUCGAUCCAGUCCUCCGAGCUUUUCAACAAGCAGCCUCAGUUUUUCGAUCUCGCCCAGCUUCUCUGCCGCCUGGAGGGAAAAGGCAGCGAUAAAUACAAAUGCCCCAUUCAACUUCAGUGUUCGAAUCUCACCAGGAACAUGUUGUUGAUGGCAUCCAGGAUCACCAGGAUGACCUUGGCAUCCUUCACCUGCAGCAGGUUGAUUAGAGCCUCCAGGGCUUGACAUCCUUUGGUCUGCGCUUCCUUGUCGUCGCUGUUGACGUUUUCAAUAAUGUCGUCGAUGGAGAUGGAGGCGACCUGAAGAACAGCGGGGGAUCAACAGAUGUUCUUCACAGACUGUCUGUUUACUCACUAUGUCAUCAGAGAUGAAUUCUGGGUCUUUUCCUUCGCUGGUGAUGUUCUCAUUGGGCAUGAUGGCGUUGGACUGGACUGUCGGGGGACGAGCCGAGGAAGCAUGGCGGGUUUUAACUGGUGCUGCAGGCACGAGCAUUUGACUUUGAGGAUGGAGAUGUUUACAUGUCGUCCCAUGAGCAUCGCUUCCGUAUGUUCAGCUCUGUGGAGUAUGAUGGACAGCUGUACAUGACUCCACAAAACUUCAUUGAGUCUGUCACCAUGAGUGAACCCAGAAACAAGCGGCCAUGGAGGUCCUUGACCAAACAGGAGCUGGAGAAGAUUCUGUCAGACACACCACCAGUAUGGAGGGGUUCAUCCAAACUGUUUCGCAACCUGAGAGAACAAGGCAUCAUCUCAUACACAGAGUACCUGUUCCUGCUCUGCAUCCUGACCAAACCCCAUGCUGGCUUCAAGAUUGCUUUCAAUAUGUUUGAUGCGGACGGUAACCAGAUGGUGGACAAGAGGGAGUUCUUAGUGCUUCAGGAGAUUUUCAGGAAGAAAAAUGAGAAGAAGGGGAGAAAAGGUGACGCUGAGAAAUCUGCACAGUUGAGUAUGCAGCUGUAUGGAUAUCAGGUUGCUCCCAUAAACAGCGUGCUUAAAAAAGACAGUCAGGAGUUUGUGGCACGGAGUUACUGGGACGUUCUGAGGCGAGGCGCCAGCCAGGUUCUGUUUUCUGACCUGGCCGAGCGAGCAGAUGAAAGUAUAACCAUUGACACCACUCUGUUGGUCCAUUUCUUUGGCAAGAAGGGGAAGGCAGAGCUGACCUUUGAUGACUUUUACAGGUUUAUGGACAACCUUCAGACAGAGGUGCUGGAAAUUGAGUUCCUCACCUACUCUAAAGGCAUGACCACCAUCAGUGAGGAGGAUUUUGCCAAAAUCCUGCUGCGCUUUACCAAUGUGGAAAACAUCAGUGCCUACCUGGAGAAUGUCCGUCAGUCCAUACCUGAUGAAAAGGGAAUCACAUUUGAUGAGUUCAGGUCAUUCUUCCAGUUUCUCAACAACCUGGAGGACUUUGCUAUUGCCAUGCAGAUGUACAAUUUUGCUUCUCGAUCCAUUGGACAAGAUGAGUUUGCCAGGGCUGUUUACGUGGCGACGGGUCUGAAGUUAACACGGCACCUGGUCAACACCAUCUUCAAGAUUUUUGACGUCGAUCACGACGACCAGCUUUCCUAUAAAGAGUUUAUCGGCAUAAUGAAGGACCGGCUGCACAGGGGGGCCAGGGUGAAAGGUCCGCAUCAGUCUUCCUUUUCCAAAUGUGUUCGUAGCAAGGCCAGGAAGCAAGUGCACCAGCUCUGGCGGAGGAUGGCGGAAUCGUCGUAGGAAGGAACCAACAGACAGAUUUGGAAUCUCAUCCUGAGACUUUUCUGGGCUCCUCUGCUUGAGUUCAUAGUCUAUGCAUGUUGGGAUAGUCUAUAGGUCAAUUUCCUUAUAUUUGUCUUUUCUCUAUGGUCACUGAUGUAAACACUGACCCACCCAAACUGAAGGAGCACAACUCUUGCUUAUGUCAAUAUCUGAAAUCACGCAACGGUCUCAUGAAUUUGCACUGUUUAUGAACCUCAGCCUUAUUUCUCUUUUUACUUACCUUUGUUAUAAUAUUCGCACUGGCUCUUGAAAUGUUCUUUACUCAUGCAAUCAUUUUUAUUGAAGAGAUGUAUAACUCUAUUUUCAAGUCAACAGCAAAUUGUAUUUUAUCAGGACUUGAAUCAAAGGAGGAAACCUGAUUUUAUUUUCCAAUAUAUUUACUUGAAUAUAUGCUUUCCUUUUAUUUAGUUUUGGGGUCGCCAAGAUUAACGUUUUUGUAGACCCAGCGAAUGCUCGGUACACAAUAAAAAAAAAUCCACUUGCUGCCAUUUAAUGAAUGUUUAUGCAUGAAGAAAUAUAAAUAAACACACUUGGGCGCUGGUAACUGCG
Synchiropus splendidus (mandarinfish) is the source of this 2538-nucleotide messenger RNA. Its product is annotated as calcium uptake protein 3, mitochondrial-like. Gene Ontology annotation, biological process: calcium import into the mitochondrion; mitochondrial calcium ion homeostasis. The record is from RefSeq and is a predicted model, not a curated record. Bases 751 to 1947 code for a protein of 398 amino acids. NCBI's taxonomy places the organism in Eukaryota, Metazoa, Chordata, Actinopteri, Syngnathiformes, Callionymidae. Gene Ontology annotation, molecular function: calcium ion binding. Gene Ontology annotation, cellular component: uniplex complex. The transcript has 14 exons.